CAGCUUUGGUGCAUGAGUUAAGAUGAACGUUUUGUUGACUGUUGUGCAUGAUUAAUGAGUUGUAACCUUAUAUGGCAAGAGUAUCCUUAGCAGAUUGGAAACAUUUGCUCACUUAAUUUUACUUCUGCAAUAGGUACGUACUGGCCCCAUGCUCCUGGCCUAUAAAAGGAGCUCGCACUCUGAAGAAUGACAAUCAUCUAGCUCCUAGCAUUUCUUUACAACCUUUUGCCCCAUCUUCUUUUCCUAUCUAAAAAUAUGAAACUUUUGUUGCUCAUCUUUCUUGUUCAAGCUGUUCUUCAGACCAUAUAUCUACCGGCAAGCCAAGGCGCGGUGCAGCCAAUGGAUGUCGGAUUGAUUGAGCAAACAUGCAAGCAUACGCCCCUAUACAAUCUUUGUGUAUCUAUUCUUGAAUCAGACUCUCGAAGUUCCAAGGCAGACGUCACAGGGCUGGCUCUCAUCUUGGUUGAUGUACUCAAGGCCAAGGCAACUGGAACUAGGAACUAUAUUAAGACGCUUCUCCGAGGCAACCUAAAAGGAGAUGUAAGGCGUGGCUUAAGCUCUUGUGCAGACCUAUACGAUAAUGUUUUAGAGGUUCUUAUCCCGGAAGCCAAUGAAGCUUUGCAGAAAGGUAAUCCUAAAUUUGCUGAGCAAGCUGCAAAUGAUGCUGGCGCCGAGGCCGGAUCAUGUGAAAGCAGUUUCUCAUCAGGUCAUUCACCUCUCACUGAAAGUAACAAAUUCAUGCAGGAUGUCUCAUCUGUGGCUGCAGCCAUUGUCAGGUUAUUGCUUUAAGGGGUUGAUGCGUUUUUUGUUAUGAACAUACCACAGAGAUACAAAAUGAAAUAAUGUCUUUAAUGGGAUAUUUUUGGUAGCGUAUUUCAAUUAGCUUCAAUUAA
Molecule: messenger RNA, 893 nt
Organism: Carya illinoinensis
Lineage: Eukaryota; Viridiplantae; Streptophyta; Magnoliopsida; Fagales; Juglandaceae
Product: cell wall / vacuolar inhibitor of fructosidase 1-like
Exons: 1
Coding region: 256-789 (177 amino acids)
Biological process (GO): negative regulation of catalytic activity
Molecular function (GO): enzyme inhibitor activity
Source: RefSeq, a predicted model, not a curated record